CGGUUUGCUCGCAGGUUCCAACGACAAAUCGCCGCGAACAGUCCACUCCGGGAAUUAUCCCAAAAAAUAACAAAAAAAAACUUUACUUUGAAAGAAAUGAGAUUUAAUCUUUAAUUUGCAUCUUUUUUGAACGUAAAUUAAAUUUAAAAAAAAUCAAGAACGGUCUUUCGGCACGAAAGCACUUAAAGGCUUAUAGACCAAUACCCACCGAACAACAACAACUCAAUAAUGGAUAGUUUACAAUCCUUGGGGCCACACUUUGCCGCGCUGUCCAAUGGGUCAGUCACAGACAAGGUCACGCCCGAUAUGGCGCACUUAAUUCACCCGUACUGGAAUCAAUUCCCAGCUAUGGAUCCCAUCUGGGCGAAAAUCCUCACGGCGUACAUGAUCAUCAUCGGUAUGAUUUCAUGGUGUGGAAAUGGCGUGGUGAUUUAUAUAUUCUCAACAACGAAAUCAUUACGUACACCCGCUAACCUGCUGGUCAUCAACUUAGCGCUAUCUGAUUUCGGUAUAAUGAUCACAAAUACGCCGAUGAUGGGUAUCAAUUUGUAUUUCGAAACCUGGGUCUUGGGACCGGCCAUGUGCGAUCUAUAUGGUGGUUUGGGCUCGGCCUUUGGUUGCAGUUCCAUUUGGUCGAUGUGCAUGAUCUCUCUGGAUCGUUACCAAGUCAUUGUUAAGGGUGUAGCGGGACGACCAAUGACGAUUAAGUUGGCGCUGAUGAAAAUCGCCUUCAUCUGGGCAAUGGGCAGCAUUUGGACAUUGGCGCCAGUCUUCGGCUGGAGCAGGUAUGUGCCUGAGGGUAAUUUGACAUCUUGCGGUAUUGAUUACUUGGAGCGCGACUGGAAUCCACGAUCAUACUUGAUCUUCUACUCCAUCUUCGUCUACUACGUUCCGUUAUUCUUGAUUUGCUACUCUUACUGGUUCAUCAUUGCUGCUGUAUCAGCUCACGAGAAGGCCAUGCGCGAACAAGCCAAGAAAAUGAAUGUCAAAUCUCUGCGCUCCUCUGAGGAUGCCGAGAAGAGUGCUGAGGGCAAACUGGCCAAGGUUGCGCUAGUCACCAUCUCACUGUGGUUCAUGGCGUGGACACCAUACUUGGUGAUCAACUGCAUGGGCCUGUUCAAGUUCGAGGGAUUGACACCACUGAACACCAUCUGGGGUGCUUGCUUCGCCAAAUCGGCCGCUUGCUACAAUCCCAUUGUCUACGGUAUCAGCCAUCCCAAAUACCGUUUGGCAUUGAAAGAGAAAUGCCCAUGCUGUGUGUUCGGCAAGGUCGAUGAUGGCAAGUCCAGCGACGCGCAGUCACAGGCCACUACAAACGAAUCGGAGUCCAAGGCAUAAAUUCUCCGACAUGUGCCAGCCGUUAGCGAUGUAAUGACAGCAACAAAUACGAUAAAAAUAACAACAAUAGCAACAAAAUUAGCGUGGGCAUUCCGCGCGAAUGCAAUAUUAGUAGCAACAACAACAACAACACUGACAACAGUUAUGGAAACAACUAGCAGCAACAUAACGAAGAGAUUCAAUUGUUUUAUAAGAGAGAGCGAAUUUAUAAGAAUGAAAUUGUUUAUGAGUAUAAUUAUUGACAUAGAUAAAUAUAUAAACCAUAAAGUGCAACGUCAUCAAAGACUUAAAAAAAUUAAACAAAAAAAUAAAAGAGCAAACGAACUUGUAAAAAGUUAAUAAAAAAAAACAACGGUUUUUUCUUUAAUAAAAAAACUAA
Molecule: messenger RNA, 1717 nt
Organism: Bactrocera neohumeralis
Lineage: Eukaryota; Metazoa; Arthropoda; Insecta; Diptera; Tephritidae
Gene: ninaE
Product: opsin Rh1
Exons: 6
Coding region: 229-1338 (369 amino acids)
Biological process (GO): visual perception; phototransduction; G protein-coupled receptor signaling pathway
Cellular component (GO): membrane
Molecular function (GO): G protein-coupled receptor activity
Source: RefSeq, a predicted model, not a curated record